Messenger RNA from Oreochromis niloticus (Nile tilapia), 1349 nucleotides. Its product is annotated as G2/M phase-specific E3 ubiquitin-protein ligase-like. The record is from RefSeq and is a predicted model, not a curated record. NCBI's taxonomy places the organism in Eukaryota, Metazoa, Chordata, Actinopteri, Cichliformes, Cichlidae. The transcript is spliced from 5 exons. Gene Ontology annotation, molecular function: ubiquitin-protein transferase activity. Bases 38 to 943 code for a protein of 301 amino acids.
UUAUGGAGGCCCAAGGCGGGAAUUUUUUCGCUUACUUAUGGUCGAAACUCAGAAUUCCCUAGGGAUUUUUGAGGGGAAGCCUGGCAGUCUGCUGUUCAGUUAUAGCCAGCAGUUGCUGUCAAGCAACAAGUUUUAUAUGGCUGGUAAACUGAUUGCUUGGUCGAUAGCACACAAUGGGCCAGGGCCACGGUGUAUCAAUAGACACCUGUUCUGUUUGAUGUGUGGCCAGAAGACAUCUCUUGAUGACUUUGAUGUCGAGGUCUUCAUGGACGAUGACAUUAAACAGAACAUAGAAAAGGUUUCCAACUGCAGCACCCCAGAAGACCUGGCAGACUUGAAAAGUCACCUUGGGGACUGGAUUGCAGGCUGUGGUAUCCCUGACAUCUACACUGCCACACUACUUGAUGUUAAGAGGAUAAGGGGCGAGAUUGUAUCUCAUUUUGCGUUUCACAGGGUUGCCAGCAUGAUUCAACAGUUUGUUGCCGGUAUGGACUCGUGUGGUCAAUUCUGGCAAAUGGUGAAGAGAUGCUGGAAGCAGUUCCUUCCUGUAUUUACAAAUGCAGGAAAUAAACUUACAAGGAACAGCUUCCAGGAUCUCUUCACCAUUGGAUGGAGUCCAGCUGGAAGUAACAGACGUGAAGAAGAGGAAGCCACCAUCUUUCAGUGGGAAUGGUGGCUUAUGGCCAUUCAGGAGCAAGAGGUGGACAACACGUUUGAAGAGCUGCUGGUCUUCAUAACUGGGGCUGACUUACUUCCACCACUGGGGUUCCCACAGUCCUGCAACAUAGACUUUUACGAUCAGGAGCCGGGGAUGCGGCGCAUCCCAUACGCAUCAACGUGCAGCUUAUCCCUGUAUCUUCCAAGAGGUGUUGCAGAUGAAGAUCAAUUUAAAGAUCUUAUGAACGAUGCAUUAAAAGGAUCCCUUGGAUUUGGAAAGGUGUAGCUGCAUACAUGAACUGAUGCUGGGAAGCUAUGGUUAAAACCUGUGGCCUUUUGGGAUGAAGUUGUUAUUGUAAGUGUUAAAUGGGAUUGCUCCUGGCACUCAGGCUUCUUAAAGAUUUUACAUUUUAAGUGUUUUUACAAAUGACUAUUCAUUGUGUAUAUAGUUGUAUUUAUGGUCCAGUUAAGACAACUGGGGUAUGCAUGUAUCAAGCCAUGCAAAAUAAGUGGUGUUCAGAAGUUUACAGUAUUGGAAGGAAAAUGACAAUUCAUCUAGAAAUAUUAGUUUGAAAGUUUGUUGUGGAUUGUUUGUUCAAUUACAGUACACUGCAUAGUGUGGGUUUUGUUUUUAAUUUAUUUUUUUCAAGAUGUACAACAGAUGCCAAACUUUGAACUGAAAGACAUUGACU